UUCGUAGCAGACGCGUGAUAUAAGCUGUCGAAGGAGUUGUUUUUCCUCUUCCAAUAACUGUUUUAGACGACAUAGUAAAACUGGACUAAGUUUUUAAAGAUUUUAAGGUUGAAAUCCUUUGGAGAGAAAGGCUCAGCCAAAAUGACGAUUAAUUUGGGCGUAAAGGCUCUUCUCGGUUGGGUUAACAACAUAAAACUGUCAGAUCGAGAGUUAACCAUUGACGACUUACAAGAUGGGACUAUCUUAUUGAAAAUCAUCUUUAUGCUGAAAAAGGAAUCUGGCACCAGCUUCAGCAGUUGUAUCGAUGAUAACUUCCGACUCAUUGCAAACUUUAUUGAAAAGGAUUGCAGAUUUAGUGGAACCAAAGGCACUUCAUUGUCUUGGGACAGCAUAAGAGAUGGAGUCAACCUUACAAUUGAAAUUGCAAAGGUGCUUUUGUUGCUGGUGUACCAUGACAUCAUGAAUGACCGCUGUACUGUGAACUUGCUUGACUGUGAUGUGGAGCGAGAGAUAGCAAACCUAACUGCUUCCUUUGUGAUGGAGAGCGACGGCUGUGUUAAUCUGAGCAAUGGACUUGAUGCCUAUUUGGCAAGGAGAUAUUUACCCGUGUCCCGUGAAAUAUUUGAGCAGUCGGCAACCACCUCCAGCGUGUCUACCUGUACCUCCAGUGUGUCAUCUCUGUCAGAUGACGAGUCCCCCAUGUUCUUCCGCAAACAGAAAAUAACAUUUGUGGACAUGCAAACUGUGGCUUCUUCUUCAGUCAGCAAGUCUCCUCUGCAGGAUAUCAUGAACACACCUAAGUUUCAGUUGAGGAAGGUGCAAAGACAGAUGAUCAAAGAGAGAGACUACAGGGAUGGCUUGGAGAGGGAGCUGGCCAGCAAGCUUGCACUCAUCUCACAGAGAGAGUCACAGAUUAACCAGCUGCAGUACCGCCUGGAUAAGCUCAAAGGAGAGCAAGGUGACCAGGAGCAAGCUAUCAGGGAUAAAAUCAAUGAGUUUGAGGACAAGAACAACACGUUACAGAUGCGUCUUAAUGAGAUGAUGAAGCAAAACAAAGACUUCAAGAGUACCUCCGCUCUUAUGGAGCGGAAAGUGGAUGAGCUGACAGAGGAAAAUGGUGUGCUCUCUUCCCAGAUGAGAGCAGUGUGUUCACAGCUGGCUGUCUAUGAGGCAGAAGUUGGCAGGCUGUCAGAAUCCCAAGCGUUUACUCAGGAGGAAUGGCAACGCAAAGAAAUUCACCUCGAGUCUGAACUCAAUGAAGUUACAGCUCAAAAGGAGCUUCUGACAGAACAGAUCCAGAUCCUCCAUGGAAAGAUUUCCUGUUUGGAGGAUGAAAUAAACAGGGCCACCCAGGAAGAAGUAGGAGAGAACAUGGGACCAGUGAUCGAGAGAGAAAAGUUUGAGACUGAAAUAAACAGUUUGAGGAGUGAGUUGGAGAGCACAGUUGACUCCCUGAAAAAGGCUGAGGUGGACGUUCAUGCCAAAGCACAACAGCUUUCAGAGUAUCAGCAAGAAAUUUCUCAACAGAAGGAUCUCCUCAAGCAGCAGAAGGCCGAAACAGAAGAAAUGCUUGAAGCAAAAGAUGAAAUUCUUGAUCGUUUGCAAAAGCAGAUCACAGAACAGAGAGCCGUCCUGCAGGAAGAGAUCCAGGAUCUAAAGCUUCAGCUGCAGCAAGCUGAGCAGCAGAACAUUGAACAGAUUUCAAGACUGCAGGAGCAAAUAACUGCUUGUGAACAAGAUGUUGAAAAACUAAAGGAAAUUAAGAAAGAGAAGGAAGACCUUCUUCAACAGACUGAGGAAAGAGUUAAAGAUCUUGAGACAAAGUUAUCUGCUGCAAGUUCUCUCUUGGCUGAUAAAGAGCAACAUAUUACUGGUCUUAGGGAAGAAAUUGACAUUCUUACAGAUGAAACCAAAACAUCUAAAAAUGAAAUUCAAGCCAAAGAGGAAAAGCUUGCUGAAUUACUUUUGGAAAAGUCUUCUGAGCAAGAAAUCCUUAAUAAUAAAAUACAGAUUUUGACAGCCAAAAUGGAAGAACUCGACUCAACUCUCAAACUGGCUGAGCAGGAAAUCCAACUAAAGCAAAACCUCCUGACUAAAACCCAAGAAGAAAAUAUCCAACAAAGAGAGGGACUCCAAAAACAGAUUGUCACCUGUGAAGAGGAGGUUCAGAGGUUAAGCCAAGAGAUUCAGGUAAAAAAUGAUCAGCUUGUUGUUCUGAGGAAUGACAGCUCUCGGCAGUCUGAAUUGCUGGAGCAAGAGAUAAUAGGUCUAAAAGGCCAACUAGAAAGUCUGAAUGAGUCUCUCAGAAAGGCUGAGGUACAAGUUCAGGCUCAGGAGCUUUUGCUAAAUAAGCAGGAGGAGGAAAGUGCACAUCAGGCAGAGCUCCUGAAGCAACAAUUGUCUGCUUCAGAAGAGAGGAUAGAGAACAUGAAGGAGGAGAUCAGGACUAAAGAGGAACAGAUGAACACAUUGAAUAAACAAAGUUCCGAACAGUCAGAAGAACUACAUCAAGAGAUCCAAGAUUUGAAAAAAGAAUUUGAGACUCUUAGUUCAUCACUAACAAAAGCCGAGGAGAAUUUGCAAUCAAAGGAAAAUCUGUUUGCUGAACAGCAACUGCAGCGCACCCAGGAUAUUGAGACACUCCAGAUGCAGAUGAAAGCAUCUCAAGAUGAGGUGAAGAGGCUAACGGCAGACAUCCAUGCAAAGGAGGAGAAGUUAAUUCUGCAACAGACAGAGUCCUCCUCACACUCAGAAGGGCUACAGAAUGUAAUACAAACUCUCAGGGACCAAGUUCAAAGUUUGAAUGAAUCUCAGAAAACUACAAUGGAGCAGUUACAGGCUAAAGGAGACCUGUUGUCUCAGAAAGAGACAGAGAUUUCUCAGGAAAAGGAUACAUUUCAGAACAUGAUGAAAACCUGUGAAGAGGACAUAAGAGGGCUUAGGGAGCAGAUCCAGACUAAAGAUGACCAGCUGACCACCUUAAAACAAGAGGGCUCCAAACAAUCUGACAAGCUACAAGAAGAGAUCAAAUGUCUCACAAAACAACUUGCCGAUAUGGGCGAGUCUCUCAUGAAGGCCGAGGAGCAGGUUCACACCCAGGUAGCUGUGCUUUCCAAACAGGAAGAAGAGAAUGCUCAUCAGAUGCAGCGUCUGUCAGCUUCUGAAGAAGAGGUGAGGAAAAUGAAUCUGGAGAUCCAAGCAAAAGAGGAACAGAUGACACUGCUGGAGACUGAGAGCUCAGAGCAGAAGGAGCUACUAAAUCAAGGGAUCCAAGAUUUAAAGAAACAGGUUGAAAAUCUUUGUUCCACUUUAGCGGAAGCUGAGGGAAACUUGCAAUCCAAGGAAAAUCUGUUUGCUGAACAACAACUACAGAGCACCCAAGCAAUGGAGGCACUUCAGACUCAGAUGGUGGCAUCUCAAGAUGAAGUGAAGAGGCUAAAUGCGGAGAUUCUUGCUAAGGAGGAACAGCGAAUUCUGCUGAAGACUGAGUCCUCGUCACACUCUGAAGGGCUACAGCAGGAGAUUGAAAAUCUGAGUCAACAAAUAAAAACUGUGACCACUUCUCUUGAGCUAGCCAAGGACCAGGUUCAAGCCAAAGAAGACAUGAUGGCCAAGCAGGAACAGGAGAGCACUUUGCAGAUUGAAGCACUCAGAAAGCACAUUUCCCUCCUUGAGGGGGAGGUUAAUCAGCUGAGGGAGGAAAUGCAAACUAAAAAGGCUGAGGUAGAGAUCCUAAAGACACAAACUUGCAAGGAGUCUCAGGAACUACAGGAUGAAAUACAAACUCUCCAGGUCCAAGUUCAAAGUUUGACUGAAUCUCUGAAAACUUCAAUGGAGCAGCUGCAUGCCAAAGAACACCUGCUCAUUCAGAAAGAAAUGGAGAUUUCAGAUGCAAGUUGUAAAUUUCAAAACAUGGUGAAAACCUGUGAAGAGGAGAUACGAGGACUGAGUGAGCAGAUCCGGACUAAAGAUGAACAGCUGACUACAAUAAAACAAGAGGGCUCCAAACAUUCAGACAUGCUAAAGCAAGAGAUGGAAUGUCUUACAAACCAACUAGCUGAUAUGGGUGAGUCUCUCUCAAAGGCUGAGGAGCAGGUGGAGACUCAGUUAACUGUGCUUUCCAAAAAGGAAGAAGAGAUUGCUCGUCACAAGGAACUUCUCUUGGCUUCUGAAGAAAAGGCUAGGAAGAUAAAAGAGGAGGUACAAUCUAAGGAGGAACAGAUGAUGCUGCUGAAGACUGAGAGUUCAGAACAGUCAGAUUUGUCACACCAAGAGAUCUUAACUUUAAAGAUGCAGCUGGAGACUCUUGGCUCCUCAUUGAAGAAGACCAAUGAGGAUAUACGAUCCAAGGAAGAUCUGUUGGCUCGACAACAACUUGAAAAUACUCAACAGAAGGAGGCCCUCCAAGGUCUGCAGGAGAAAGUCAAACAAGUGGAGAUUCUGCAGGAACAGAUGAAUUCACGUGAAGAAGAGAUUCACAAACUAAGAGAAUCACAGAGUGAGAAAGAGAGCCUUCUUCUCAGGGCUGAGGAGAAGCUUCAGAUCCUCGAGACAGAGCUGUCUGCUGCCAACACGCUUCUAUCGGAUAAAGACCAAAAUCUGGUCACUCUCAGGGAAGAGGUUGCUGCCCAAGCUAACUUGGUUCAAAAAACAAAAGAGGAAUCUAAAGCUAAUGAGAAACAGAUGGCUGAGAUUAAAGGGGAGAGCUCCAGACAGACAGAUUUUCUGCAACACGAGAUCCAGGAUCUAAAAGGGGACUUGGAAACGAUUACUCAAAAACUUCUGGCCAAAGAACAGAUGUUACACGAAACUCAACAGGAAGCUUCUCGGCAAAUAGAAGUCCUCCAGAAACAGCUUGUCUCAGUAGAAACAGAGACCAACGCUGCACAGGAGCUACAGGUUGAAACUUUAAAGGAAAAAGAGGCUCUUGUUCAGGAAAAAGAAGCACUCAUGUCCCGGAUACUCCAGGCUGAAAUGGGCCGGAAAGUUCUUGAGACACAACUUGAAGCCACAGUGGUUGAAAAAGAGAGACUGUCUCAAAACAUGCAAGCUACGGAGCGGGAGAACCUAGCUUCUCGUAAACUGGAAUCUGCGCUACAGAAGGAGCUGGUAUUAUUGAAAUUGGAAAAAGACAAAUUAUUGAAAGAGAGAGAAAAAGCUGAUGAAGCUGAGACGCAAAGGCGUGACCUGCAGGAACAGCUCUCGGCUAAAACAGAGGCUGCCGAACACUACAAAGCACAGAUGGAGAAGGCAGUGAGUUUCUACAAUAGCAAGAAGCAGCUUCUGCAGGAAAGCCAAGAUCAGGUGGCCGAACUCAAGAACUCCUUGGAGGUUAAAGAGCGGGAAGUCAAAGGCGUUACCAUGGAGAACAAGAUACUUCAACUGGAUCUGGAGAAGGUCCAAAACAAUGAGAAGAAACUGAGUAGCACAGUGGCCAGUUUGGAGGCACAGCUGGCCUUUGCUGACCGUAACCUGCGAGCACAAAAUAAGAUUCAUGGAAUUGAAAGAAGUGCAACAGAGGCCUGUUACUUGGAGAUUCCCAGUGGACACUCAAGUGUUCAUACUAGAGCAGAAGUGAGGAGGGUCAUGAGCUCUGACAGCCUGGACCAGAGCUCUCUGGAGGACUCCCUGAACACCACAAGGAAACUGUCUGCACCUGGUGAAUCAAGCACACCGCUUGUUCGCAGUUCGGAGCGCUUGGCAUCCAAACGUCAAGGCCUGCAGGCUGAGUCACUAGAAACCCUGUACUUCACACCAAUAAACAACAAGCAGAUCAACAGGACUGGUACAGAACACAGAAUGGAAUUUGAUUCGUCCUGUAAAAACCCAACUUUCGUCAAACGACGCAGGACCACGCAGAAAACUCCGGGCGGCGGUGGUGACUGUGAUGAGACUUUCUACAGUCUGGCUUCAGCACGCUCCCAGCCAAACCUCUCCGGUGCCCACUCUGCCCGACCUGUGUCUACAGAGCUGUUUGAAACUCCUGCCAAAAUGACUGGCGCAGCUAGCGACCAGCUCAUUGGUCUUCCAGGGUACAGAAGGAGCACAAUUCACUCACAGUCAACAGGCACAUUCUGUGUGGGGGCAGAGAACGAACCAGAUGGUGGACCUGAUGUGAUGAGGCUCGCUGAGCUUCAGGCAAGGAACAAAGCCUGUCCUCUUGGUUUAAUGAGUUUCCUCCUUGUCUAUUCCUCUAGGCGGGCAAUCGGUCCUUACCGUUUCACAGAUGAAGAACUCCGUAUGGGCGACCCGUCUGACACAAUCCGUCGGGCAUCCAUGAUGCCUGGCCAGCUGCAAGACUCUCUCACCUCCCAUCGGCAUUCGCUCAUGUUAGGACACUCGGCAGCAGCAGCCAAUACUCGCUCACACCGUCUGUCUUUGAUGCCAGGACAACUGCCAUCUAGAACUGUCAGCUCCUCUCAGCUGAGAAGCCCGAACGGCUCGAAGCGGUCUGCAUCUACUCUGUCUGUUCAUCAGAUGUCACCAGAGAAAAAGGUGAAGGCCAGCUGCUUCCCCCGUCCUCUAACUCCCAAAAACAAGAACGUGAUCAAUGGGUCGUCCAGCGCUCAGCUUCGCCCUGCUCUAAGUCCCGCUGACCGGAGACAGUCUAUGAUGUUCUCUAUCGAAAACACCCCUAAAAACAGCAACUACCUGAAGAAAGGGCUGAACAAACUGCGUGGCUCCACUCGAAAAUCUCCAGGCAAAAGCUCUAAAAAGUCUCCUGCUCAAACAUCCUCUCGUAAGAGCCAGGAGAACAAACCAUCAGGAAAUCCUCGUGCUAGGGUCGGAGGGGCCGGCAGACUAGGCAGCUUCAAGUCACCCCAGGUGGCAACUAAAGGACAGAGAAAGUCUCCACGAGCAACCAGCUCCACUGCGAAGUCCCCUGGGCUGACUUCAAGUGCUCGCAAGAAGCAUGUGACUAUAAAUGAAGAAAAUUUUACAGGAAGUCUUAAAAGAUGAUGAGCAGGAUGAAGGUGUGAGGACUGGUUUCUAAACUGGAGUGGUGAUCUUUUAAGGUUCUACGUUGUAUCAAUUUUUAACAAUCACAAUCGCUUUUUCAUUUUAUUGUAUAUCUGGAGUUUUUAAAUCUUGUUUUAAUCUGUUUUUUUUUUUUUUCUUCUCUGUAUUAUAUUUACAUGUUUGUCAAUAAAAAGAUUUCAAUGACGCAUUGUGCCUUUGAACUGAACAUAGCCCCACGGAUAAUUCCAUAAUUAGCUCUAUAAAUCAAAUGUUCAUGGUACUCAUGGUUAUAGUUGGGAGCCGGGUAAAAGCAGAGUCUCCUCUGAAUCAUUAGUGGGUUGUUCAGAGCAAAUCUAUUGAACGCAUAUAAGCAGAGACGAUCUUACAAAAAUUGUUUUCUAAUUGAGCAAGCUCAUUCUCCUUAAACUAACAAAUACAAAAAUUGCCACGUGUGAUAUUUAAAUAAACAAAACAUGAUUCAUUUA
Molecule: messenger RNA, 7445 nt
Organism: Labrus bergylta (ballan wrasse)
Lineage: Eukaryota; Metazoa; Chordata; Actinopteri; Labriformes; Labridae
Source: RefSeq, a predicted model, not a curated record